AGACGCCAUCUCCAUGUAUUCUAACCUCCUUGAUCUGUGUACUUCGACUGUUCGUAAGGUUAUCGAGUCAGCAGUCGAUAAAAUGCUUUUUAAAGUAUUUAAUGUGAAAAUUUAUGUAAUAAAUCAUAUCCGUUAUCACAGUUAUAAAAAAGGUAGUUAAUAAUUCUUCAGCAGAAAUAAUGGAAGUUGGUAAAGAUUUUGGAAGUAUACAAGGAAUGAAACAACAGCAAUUUGAGGUGGUAUUUUGGAAGCAUAUUGGAAUAAAAUUCGAGAUGAAGGAUUUACAGUUGAUAAGAGCCAGCUGAAAGUUGCAGAAGUUUUAGAAGGUCUGCAAGAACAGCUCAAAACUUAUCAAGUCUCUAAACCAAACUUAUUCUCUAAAAUGUUUGGAGCAAGAAAAGAAAAGCCUCCAAAAGGCAUGUAUCUGUAUGGAUCAGUAGGUUGUGGGAAGACUAUGCUAAUGGAUUUAUUUUAUGAACGCUGUACUCGGGAAAAGAAGAGAAGGACUCAUUAUCAUUCCUUCAUGCUAGAUGUUCACAGUCGAAUACAUGAAUAUAAAAAGAGAACAUUAAAGCAGAAGACUGGUAAAAAAUCUCUUGAUUAUGAUCCAAUUGCACCUGUGGCUGAGGCAAUCUGUAAUGAAACUUGGUUUUUGUGUUUAGAUGAAUUUCAGGUUACUGAUAUUGGAGAUGCAAUGAUUUUAAAGCGGUUAUUCACAGAAAUUUUCAACAAUGGAACAAUACUUUUUGCUACUUCAAAUCGAGCACCAGAUGAUUUAUAUAAAAAUGGGCUGCAAAGGAGCAAUUUUCUUCCAUUUAUAGCUGUCUUAAAAGCAUAUUGCAGACCAAUGUGGCUGGAUUCUGGUGUGGAUUAUAGGACAAAAUUUGUUGCUACAAGAAACAAGUUUUUUGUUUUUUCAGAAUGUCAUGCUAACCGGGAAUUAGAUGAAGCUUUCAAGAUAUUGGCUAGUCGAGAAAAUGAUGUUAUUCGUUCCAGAAUCUUAACUAUCAAGAAUCGUAAUGUUACUCUUAAUACUACUUGUGGACGUGUUGCAGACUGCACAUUUGAGGAGUUAUGUGAUAGGCCUUUAGGUGCAAUUGAUUAUCUUACCAUAAGUCAAGUGUUUGAUACUGUGGUAAUCAGAAAUAUCCCACAACUGACUCGGAGUCAAAAAUCCCAAGCUAGGAGAUUUAUAACACUUAUUGAUACUUUAUAUGACAAUAAGGUUCGAGUUUUGUGUUCUUCAGAAGUUCCUAUAAAGAAGCUAUUUCUCCCUGCUGUUAUAAACCCUGUAAUAUAUGAUGAUGAAAAUAGAGCUUUGAUGGAUGAUCUGAAUAUAACAAAAGGAAGUGAAAAUGAAUCUGCCAGUAUUUUUAGUGGAGAAGAAGAAGUAUUUGCAUUUGAUAGAACUGUUUCACGUUUGAAUGAGAUGCAAACAGAAGAAUAUUGGAUGCUUCGAUCUAACUCUUAAUUUUUAAAGUUUUUAGCUUUUCUAUGCAUUGCAGCAAUAAAAAAUUAAAUCCCAACUUCAUUUUUGCAAUCUGAAACCACGUAGACUAACUACAGAGAUUGUGUUUUUAUACUGUGAUAUUAGCAAUGGAAUCAGUGUACUUUUGUAUAGAAAUUUUUAUUAGUAGUAUACAAAUGUUUCUUUCUAUAUUUGUUGAUAUUAAAGAUAAUUUGUUGUAUUA
This is a messenger RNA of Stegodyphus dumicola, 1691 nucleotides long. Its product is annotated as AFG1-like ATPase. The record is from RefSeq and is a predicted model, not a curated record. NCBI's taxonomy places the organism in Eukaryota, Metazoa, Arthropoda, Arachnida, Araneae, Eresidae. Gene Ontology annotation, molecular function: ATP hydrolysis activity; ATP binding. Gene Ontology annotation, cellular component: mitochondrion; cytoplasm.